This is a messenger RNA of Cynara cardunculus var. scolymus (artichoke), 952 nucleotides long. Its product is annotated as protein GLUTAMINE DUMPER 3-like. Gene Ontology annotation, biological process: regulation of amino acid export. The transcript has a single exon. Lineage: Eukaryota; Viridiplantae; Streptophyta; Magnoliopsida; Asterales; Asteraceae. Bases 68 to 535 code for a protein of 155 amino acids. The record is from RefSeq and is a predicted model, not a curated record.
GGCCGAUAAUUAAACCACCUUAAACAUCUUCCAUUUCUCUUCAAAUCCUAAUUACCUUCAAUCACAAAUGACCGCACAAGCAGCUUCUUCAAUGGCUCCCUCGUCGUCGCAGGAGCCUUUUCAACGAUCACCAUGGCACUCACCGGUGCCGUAUCUCUUUGGAGGCCUUGCAGCCAUGCUGGGACUCAUUGCUUUUGCUCUCUUAAUCCUCGCCUGCUCCUACUGGAAACUCUCCGGUGACAUGGACAACAGCGGUGAGGGAGAGAGAGACCUUGAAGCCGGCGACUCGAAACCCAAUGAUCACGACAAGGAUCCACCUGUUUUGGAAGAGAAAUAUCUGGUAAUCAUGGCGGGACAAGCAAAACCAACGUUUUUGGCAACGCCUGUUUCGAGCAGAGCGUCAUCUUUUGGUAGUUGUAGUUCUCGGGACGACUCAACAUCGUCGACUGAAAAAUCAUCACCGUCGGAGGAGAAGGAGAAGGAGAAGCAAGGAAUGAACACGGAAAACCAGGAGACGGCAGACCAGGUCCCUUAGUAUUUCGGAAAUAGAAUGCAAUUUUUUUCCCUCUCUUCCAAAUAUUCUUGGAGUAACAAGUGAAGCAACCCCAUGUGGUAGUGAUUGUGGGCUGCAAACUUGAGUUGGAGGGUUUACAUUGGUACUGAUCAGAGGGCAUUACGUCCUUUUUUCUAAAGACCCCAAGUGGGGGAGAACCCUCAUCGUCCCUAUAAUUUUACGACAAUAUCAAAACAUGGGACUCAACUACGCUUGGUGUGAGUUUUGACAACUAAAACAAACUAACCAGCACUGUCUCCUUUGUUUGUUAUGUUCAUAUAUAAAAACUUCAGAUGAAAAUCGAUGUGGAAAUUAAGAACAAUACGAUAUCGAUAGAGGUGUUUGGCAUUUCUUCAUCUAUAAUGGUUAUUUUAAUAUAAAUUGUGACAUAUAGUUAUC